Messenger RNA from Zonotrichia leucophrys gambelii, 3331 nucleotides. It is a transcript of the gene OGDHL, whose product is annotated as oxoglutarate dehydrogenase L. The record is from RefSeq and is a predicted model, not a curated record. NCBI's taxonomy places the organism in Eukaryota, Metazoa, Chordata, Aves, Passeriformes, Passerellidae. The transcript is spliced from 23 exons. Gene Ontology annotation, cellular component: oxoglutarate dehydrogenase complex; mitochondrion. The coding region runs from base 155 to 3181 and encodes 1008 amino acids. Gene Ontology annotation, molecular function: oxoglutarate dehydrogenase (succinyl-transferring) activity; thiamine pyrophosphate binding. Gene Ontology annotation, biological process: tricarboxylic acid cycle.
GCCCCGCCGUGACCUCAGCGCGCCUCACGUGGUGCAGGUGCGGCCCCCGCCCCGCCGCUCCCGGCGCUCCCUCCCUCCGUUCCCUCCGCGCCCCGCGGAUGCGCUGGAGCCUCCGCGCCCCCGCAGACUUGGAUCGUCUGGCUAAUAAACAAACAUGAGUCAUCUGAAGUUGUUUGCAGCUACGCUGAAGAGGCAUGGCUUUAAACUUCUGGAAAAUCAGGAUAUAGCCAGAAGGGCAUUUUUACAUGGCCAACGGUAUGCUUCAUCAGGAACCUCAGAGUCAGUCCUGAGUGGGAGUAAUUCCAAUUACAUGGAGGAAAUGUACUGUGCAUGGCUUGAAAACCCUGAAAGUGUACAUAAGUCCUGGGAUGUGUUUUUCCGGAGCGCUGCCGCUGGCCAGGCAGCCCAGCAGGCAGGGAAGGGCUCGUUCCUGCAGAGCCACGGGCUGGCCCCCACACCCACCACGGCUGAGAAGGUUGUGGAGGACCACCUUGCUGUGCAGUCCUUGAUAAGGGCAUACCAGAUCCGUGGCCAUCACGUGGCUCAGCUAGAUCCCCUUGGAAUUCUGGAUGCAGAUUUGGAUUCCUUUAUUCCAUCUGACCUUAUCACCACAAUUGAUAAACUCGGGUUUUAUGGUUUGCACGAAUCAGAUUUGGACAAAGUCUUUCAGCUGCCAACAACCACCUUCAUAGGAGGAAAUGAGAACAGUCUGUCCUUGCGAGAGAUCAUCAAGCGCCUGGAGCACACCUACUGCCAGCACAUUGGCCUGGAGUUUAUGUUCAUCAACGAUGUGGAGCAGUGCCAGUGGAUCCGUCAGAAGUUUGAGACGCCGGGAGUUAUGAAGUUCAGCAACGACGACAAGAGGACUUUGCUGGCAAGGCUGGUGCGCUCCAUGAGAUUUGAAGAUUUCCUUGCUCGCAAGUGGUCUUCUGAAAAGAGAUUUGGUUUGGAAGGAUGUGAAGUAAUGAUUCCUGCACUUAAGACCAUCAUUGAUAAAUCCAGUGAAAUGGGAAUUGAAUAUGUUAUAAUGGGAAUGCCUCAUAGAGGUCGGCUGAAUGUGUUGGCUAAUGUAAUCAGAAAAGAGCUGGAGCAGAUCUUCUGUCAGUUUGAUCCCAAACUUGAAGCAGCUGAUGAGGGAUCUGGGGAUGUAAAAUACCACCUGGGAAUGUACCAUGAGAGGAUCAACCGAAAAACAAACAAGAAAAUCACUCUGUCCCUCAUGGCUAACCCUUCUCACUUGGAAGCAGUUGUUCCUGUUGUGCAAGGCAAAACAAAAGCUGAACAGUUUUAUCGAGGAGAUACAGCAGGGAAAAAGGUUAUGUCCAUAUUAUUACACGGGGAUGCUGCCUUUGCAGGACAAGGAGUGGUUUAUGAGACAUUUCAUCUCAGUGACCUCCCAUCCUACACCACAAAUGGCACUAUCCAUGUUGUGGUCAACAACCAGAUUGGCUUCACCACAGACCCACGUAUGGCCCGUUCCUCUCCGUACCCCACGGACGUUGCUCGCGUGGUCAAUGCUCCCAUUUUCCACGUGAAUGCUGAUGACCCUGAGGCAGUGGUGUACGUGUGCAGUGUAGCUGCAGAGUGGAGAAACACCUUCAACAAGGAUGUGGUUGUUGACUUGGUUUGUUACCGUAGGAGAGGGCACAAUGAAAUGGAUGAGCCCAUGUUCACCCAGCCUCUGAUGUACAAGCAGAUCCAUAAGCAGGUGCCAGUGCUGAAGAAAUAUGCUGACAAACUGAUUGCAGAUGGGACUGUGACACUGCAGGAGUUUGAGGAAGAAAUUGCAAAGUAUGACAAAAUAUGUGAAGAAGCAUAUACUAGAUCUAAGGAUAAUAAGAUCCUUCAUAUCAAGCACUGGCUGGAUUCACCUUGGCCUGGUUUCUUUAACCCGGACGGGGAGCCCAAGAGCAUGUCCUGUCCCCCGACCGGCAUCUCGGAGGAGCUGCUCACUCACAUCGGCAACGUCGCCAGCUCAGUGCCCGUGGAGGACUUCAAAAUACACUCGGGACUCUCUCGGAUUUUGAAAGCGCGCGCAGAGAUGACGGAGAACAGGCUUGUUGACUGGGCCCUAGCAGAGUACAUGGCUUUUGGCUCUGUCCUCAAAGAGGGGAUCCACGUCCGACUGAGUGGCCAGGAUGUGGAGAGAGGUACUUUCAGCCACCGUCACCAUGUGCUUCAUGAUCAAGAUGUUGACAAGAGAAUUUGUGUUCCCAUGAACCACCUGUGGGAGCAGCAGGCCCCCUACACCGUGUGCAACAGCUCCCUCUCCGAGUACGGGGUCCUGGGUUUUGAGCUUGGCUUCGCUAUGGCGAGUCCCAACGCGCUGGUGUGCUGGGAGGCCCAGUUUGGGGACUUCCACAACACGGCCCAGUGCAUCAUCGACCAGUUCAUCAGCUCCGGCCAGGCCAAGUGGGUUCGGCACAACGGGAUCGUGCUGCUGCUGCCGCACGGCAUGGAGGGAAUGGGUCCAGAGCAUUCAUCAGCCAGGCCUGAGAGGUUUCUGCAGAUGAGCAAUGAUGAUUCUGAUGCCUAUCCAGAGUUCACUGAGCAUUUUGAAGUUUCCCAGCUGUAUGACUGCAACUGGAUUGUGGUGAAUUGUUCCACUCCAGCCAAUUACUUCCAUGUCCUCCGAAGGCAGAUCUUGCUGCCAUUCAGAAAGCCGCUGAUUGUUUUGACACCCAAGUCACUGCUGAGGCAUCCAGAAGCUAAAUCCAGUUUUGAUGAAAUGGUAUCUGGUACCAGUUUCCAACGUGUGAUUCCUGAGAAUGGGCCAGCAGCUGAGGAACCACAUGAGGUCAAGCGCGUGAUUCUCUGCACAGGAAAAGUCUACUAUGACCUUGUGAAAGAGAGAAAGAACCAAGACCUGGAGAAACAAGUAGCUAUAACCAGACUUGAACAGAUCUCACCAUUCCCCUUUGACUUGGUGAAAGAAGAGCUUGAGAAGUAUCCAACUGCUGAUCUGGUCUGGUGUCAGGAGGAGCACAAAAACAGCGGCUAUUACGAUUACGUCAGACCUCGUUUCCGCACUAUUGUCAACCGCACUCGACCCAUCUGGUAUGUUGGCCGAGAACCUGCUGCUGCAGCUGCCACAGGCAACAAGAACACUCAUCUGGUGUCACUCAGAAGGUUCUUGGAUACAGCUUUCAACCUGGAGGCCUUUGAGGGAAAGACAUUCUAACUGCAGGGCCCUGACCUGUCUCUGACUGCAGGGGACAUCCAGUCUGGAUGUCUGGUAGUCUCUCAAAACAUUGCAUCCAAAAGGAAAGUGGGGAGAAUACUGGAAAACAUGUAUUUUUUGCUUUACCAAAUAAAAGGAUCCUGCAGCUGA